Saccoglossus kowalevskii is the source of this 1668-nucleotide messenger RNA. Its product is annotated as zinc finger protein 862-like. NCBI's taxonomy places the organism in Eukaryota, Metazoa, Hemichordata, Enteropneusta, Harrimaniidae. The record is from RefSeq and is a predicted model, not a curated record.
AUGGCGAAUAAGCAGAUUACUAAUUUCUUUCGGCCGGUUGAGCAGAACGAAAUUCCAACAACUAACACCGGGACAUCAGAUCCUACAUCCUCGCAUCUAGCCACAAAACGGAAGAUUGCAUGGGAUUCAAUUUUGGGCACGAGUACGCGAUCAAAAUCUCGGAAGCCAAAACAAGAUGGAAAAAUUGUGAGAUGGAUCGAGCAAUUCGAGUGGUUAGACGUUGACACAAGUGAAGGCGGCCGACAACUCGAGGCUGGCAACAUAUAUCGAGUAUGGUGUAAAUGGUGUCGAUCGACACGAGAGAAGACAGAUUAUGCCUCAGAACGUGGUAAACUGGUCGAAAAAAAAGAAAGUCUGACCGAACAUAGCGCCUCAUCAAGACACAUUCACGCACGUGAUAAAUUCUUUGCCGGACCUGUUGAAACAAGUUCACUCGCCAAAGCAUUCCGGAAAUCAGCUGACCACAGUGUUGAUAAAACUGUAGCUGAAUUGAAAAUUAAGUUCAACAUAGCAUAUAUGAUUGCUAAACAUGAAAUGCCGUAUUCGAUGUUUCCAAAGUUACUGCUACUUCACCGUAAAAAUGGAGUUGACAUAAACCCAACAUACGAUAAUACACACAAGUGCGCUGAAAUUAUAGCGAAUAUCGCAGAUGGAAUGAGAAGGGAGUUAUCGAGCAGUAUUAAAAAUGCCAACUACAUUUCCAUUCUUAUCGAUGGUGACACCGAUAACGCUGCAAAGGAAUGCGAAAUCGUGUACGUACGACGUGUCGACAAAAAUGGGAAGGCGACAGUGAAUCUGCUCGGGCAAAAUGUGGUUGAACACGCACUUGCAGAUGGCGUACUGAGUGCCACCAAAGCUUUGUGUGAAUAUGUUGACGAACGUUGGAGCACAAAAUUAAUUGGUUUUUGCGCAGAUGGGGCAGCAGUAAACCUGGGAAGAAACAGAAGUGUCUCUACUUUGCUUCGUGACGGCGUGGCUAACUAUUUGGUGUCAAUCCAUUGCAUGCCGCACCGCCUGGAACUUGCGAUGUUAGCCGUUCAAAAAAACGUUGCUAUGGUGAGGAAUGUACACGAUGUCUUGAAUAUGAUAUGGAAAACAUACCAUUAUUCACCCAAGAGUUACAGGGAACUUGGAUCGCUUGCUAUGGAAUUAGGGGUGAAUGUUUAUACUCCAAAGUCAGUUACUGGUACAAGAUGGGCGCCACACGUGGAACGAGCGUUACGUAUUUUUCUAUCAACGAAACAAGUCGAUAAAAACAAUCCAACUUCGGCAGGUCAGUACGCCGCUGUAUUAGCCCACAGUGAACAUCUUGCUUCAACAACACGGAACGCGGACAUCAAAGGUCGGGCUACAAAAGUUGUACGUACAAUGACCACCCUGAAAUUCGCUGCAUUUUGCCAUUUUUUGUUAGAUUUAUUUUCGGAGAUUGCAACGUUGAGUCACACUCUACAAACAAAUGACGUGAUUCUAACUCAGGCAAUACAAGCUGUUAAAUCGUGUAUUGCGACAGUUGAGUUAAUGAAAAUGCAGCCUGUUGAAAAUGGUUCCCUGGAGAAGUUCAAGGAAAUAAUGAACACUGAACAAAUAAAUUCGAAUAAUGCCAGUACAGAUGACAAUUUGGAGCCAGUUACUUUCCAAGAAAUCAAACUAAAAGGACGCCCAACUUAA